This is a messenger RNA of Penicillium argentinense, 1089 nucleotides long. RefSeq lists its product as uncharacterized. The transcript has 4 exons. The coding region runs from base 1 to 1089 and encodes 362 amino acids. The record is from RefSeq and is a predicted model, not a curated record. NCBI's taxonomy places the organism in Eukaryota, Fungi, Ascomycota, Eurotiomycetes, Eurotiales, Aspergillaceae.
AUGGCCAACCUAACCGAAGACUUCAGCCCAAUCCUCCGAGCAGUAAACAUAAUCUUCUCAAUCCUCGCAACUUUCGCAGUAAUCGGGCGCUUCGCGGCCCGCCGAAUCCGAAAUCUAACCCUCGGCAUUGACGACUGGAUGAUCUGCAUCGCCCUAUUGCUAAACUGGGCCAUCCCAACAACACGGCCUGGGCAAACACAAACCUUCACCCGCUACCUCUACUUCAUCCAAAUAACCUACGUCCCAGCACCAACAGCCGUAAAACUCUCCCUCCUUUUCCUCUACCGGCGCAUCUUCAUACACACCCGCUUUGUAUAUCUCGUGUACACCAUGAUCGGUGUGAUCCUCAUCUGGGGAAUGAUAAAUACCUUCCUGGUCAUUUUCUUCUGCACACCUAUUAGCGCGAUGUGGACUGGGAAAGGCAACUGCCUCAACGUCGACCCGUACAUUUAUGCGGUCGUUAAUGUCGUUACGACAGUUAUUGUUUGGGCGAUGCCUAUUCCGCGGGUUUGGAGCUUGCAGCUUCCGAGGGGCCAGAGGGUUGGAAUUUCGUUUAUUUUUGCUUUAGGGCUUUUAGCAGAAACGGGUGUGGAGGUGACUAACUCAUUUGUUGUGGGCAGUGACAUCGCAACGGCAAUCGGUCGCGUAACCCUAAUUCCCGAUAACAGCGACUACGACAAAACCUGGGAAUUCGGGCGGCCCUGUAUGGUUCACAUCAUUGAGAUAUCGACCGGGAUAGUUUGUACGUGUCUGCCGACGAUGCGGAUAUCGGUGCAGGCGGCGGUUGCGAGUUUGAGGGGAUAUUUUCCGUUUAUUUGCAGAAGCCGGAGUGCAACGCCCUUAAAUGGUCUCAAGGGUGGGUCUCCGAUUUCGAGCAAUGAUAAGCCGGAGCCGCGCAAUAUGAAUAUAGGUCUCGAGAAUGAGGGUGAGUGUUGGAGGUCGGGUGGUGAGGGCUGCCAUACGGAGAUUACACGCGCCAGGAGUGGGGAGAGAGAUUGGGAGCGGGAUGGGAAUGGGAGGCGGAUUUUCGUUAGGGAGGAAGUUGAUAUUGAGAUGAGGGUUGUUGAGGGUGGGUAUAUUGCUGGAUAA